Panonychus citri (citrus red mite) is the source of this 1307-nucleotide messenger RNA. Its product is annotated as ABC transporter G family member 20-like. Bases 316 to 1290 code for a protein of 324 amino acids. Lineage: Eukaryota; Metazoa; Arthropoda; Arachnida; Trombidiformes; Tetranychidae. The transcript has a single exon. Gene Ontology annotation, molecular function: ATP hydrolysis activity; ATP binding. The record is from RefSeq and is a predicted model, not a curated record.
GAUAAGUUGAUUUUUCUUUACUUUUCGAAGUUGAAUUAAGGGCACAGAGAAACGACUUAAUCACUGCCUAUGUUGAAAUUUUUAUCCCCCGAAGCAAAAGAAAUUGAGAGUAAGAAUUUGAAUGGAAAGUGAGAUGAUCUGAAAAGUUGUUUGUUCAAUGAAACGAAAGAAAAGGAGAGACAUAAAAGCGAAUCAACCUACUCGAGUAAUUAACUUUGAUGAAUUCGAAUUUCAUUUACAUGUAAAUGAAAUCGUGAGAAUAAUCUAAUCAAAGUUUCUUCAAAUUGUAAUUAACUAUUUGUUGAAGAAACUGUAAUGUCUCUGCCAAUGGACUCAAAAGUGACCGCCGUGGACUCGCGCAAUCUUUACCUUAACUACAGUAAAGGAAAGUCGAAAGUGAUCGCUCUGAACAAUUUAUCUCUUUCGAUUCCGUCGGGAUGUAUUUUCUGCUUGAUUGGUCCAUCAGGUUGUGGUAAAACCUCUUACCUACGAACAUUAAUUGGUCUAAUUAAAACCCAGUCCGGAUCAACGACAAUUUUUGGUCAUCCACUUGGUCAUCGUGACCUAAUGAUUCCAGGUAGAGAUUUGGGUUACAUGCCUCAGGACAUUGCUCUUAAUUAUGAUCUUACCAUCGGUGAGAUGUUGAAUUACUUCAAUCGUUUACUUAAUACUUAUUCCUCAUCACAAAACAACAAAGUUAUCGAUCACAAUCAUACCAAUCGAAAGUUGAACGACAUCGAUUUACUAUCAAGUUUAUCUCUUCCGAGUAAAGAUACUCUGAUCGGUUCUCUGAGUGGUGGUCAAAAGCGACGAGUGUCCUUCCUUUGUUCAAUUCUACACUCACCUAAGUUAAUUAUUCUCGAUGAACCAACAGUUGGUUGUGAUCCGGUUGUCAUAUGUUCCAUGUGGAAAUUGUUACAUUCAAUCACUUCGACUGGACAAUCAACGGUUAUUAUCACGACUCAUUACUUGGAAGAAGCUCGAAGAACAGAUAUAAUUGGAUUCAUGAGAAAAGGUCAAUUACUCGAAUCAGGAUCACCAGCCCAAGUGCUCAAUCGUUUAUCAGUUAAUUCAAUCGAGGCUGCUUUCGCUCUGAUGUGCCAACAGUUCAAGAAAAACAAGAAAAAUCGUCCAUCUAUUCAACACGACGAGUUAAACCUUAUCAAUGUCGUUAAAAACACUCAACCAAAUUUAUCGAAACAAAUGACCGAUCAAAGUCUCGAAAAUUAUCAACUAAUCAAGCAAAUUCAUCUCAUUUCUCAUUUGAUUGGUUUCGACAAAGUUUCGUAAUACCAUUGAUUGUUUAU